AUGGCAUCCGAAUCUACUGCGCACGACUAUUACCAGAUCAAAGCUCGGUUUCCAGCCAAAGAUUCCAAUCCUGAUGACGGUGUCAACCGGAAGGUCUUUGUCCGUCAGGACAUCGAUGAAUGGAGCGGCAAGAAAUCUAACAAAAGGCAAGUCGAUCUGUUCAUCCUGGCUUUGGACAAGUUCCAGAAAUUAGAUCCUGGGGAGAAACUCUCCUACUUUCAGAUCGCCGGUAUCCAUGGACAACCCUUUGUACGAUGGGAUGACCAGAGCCCAGAGCCCAUGAAGAAUGGUUACUGCUUCCACUCCCAUGUGAUAUUUCCUAUCUGGCACCGCCCAUACGUGUUUCUGUUUGAGCAAGUCGUGUAUGACAUCAUGGUGAAGGACAUUAUCCCCCAAUUCCCCGAAGCCCAUCAGGCUGUGUGGCGUCAACAAGCUGAGUCCUGGCGUCUUCCCUUCUGGGAUUGGGCUCGGAACGGCCGCGUCCCUGACCUGGCGAAAUAUCCUACCAUCACUGUUCCUAAGCCCGAAGGGGGUUCGGUACGAAUUAACAAUCCCCUGUUUCAGUUUCGCAUGCCCACAGACAAGCCCAUGCGCAGUGAGGGCGUCGGAACUGAGAACACAUGGGAGAACGACACGGAACAGGAACAGUAUAAGAAUUUUGGCAAUGCAAUCGGAACUAGCCGUUGGCCCGAUGAAGAGGAUCAAAAUCCCACCAGUGAGGGUUGGCGACAUGGCGUAGUCAACAAUCGCAAGGUGGCAGAUGCCUUCAAUGCGCAUGAAGGCUACAAUGACAAGAAUCAUGGUCCUGCAGCUGAAAUGGUGUAUCGACUGCUGACCGUCCCCAUGGAGUACACGACCUUUGCAAGUACAAAUCCAGCCUCGAAAGACCAAAGUGUCGAGCAGGAUCUGAAUAUUGAAUAUAUCCACAACAACAUCCACGGUUGGACAGGUGAUGCAGGGCAUAUGGGAAAUGUGCCGGUUGCCUCGUUUGAUCCAUUGUUUUUCUUGCAUCACUGCAAUAUCGAUCGGCUUUUUGCAAUCUGGCAAGCACUCAACCCCGAUAAAUGGCUGACCAACAUUCCUGCCGAUAACGCGACGAUCCGUGAUUCACAUGGCAAAGAACAUGCCGUGAAUGGUAACACCCCACUUCAGCCAUUCAGGCAAGAUGCCGAGGGUAAUUAUUGGACUCCCGAUGGGGUAAGAUAUCCCCCGAAUCUGGGAUAUUCCUAUCCGGAGCUGCCGCGGUGGGAAAGCAAAUACCGCCAGGAGGAUGGAACACUCAAUCAAGCCCUGUUCCGAGAGGACAUCACCACCAUAAUCAAUCGCCUCUAUGGUGUGUCGCGUGAUUUAGCAUUGGACCCCAAAGUCCCACCUCCGAAGGGUGUGGACGCUAUUGAGGGUGGGCUCCGAGUUACCGAUUUUGCCUUCAGCGUCCGGUUCUUGAAAUAUGCAUUUGGAGGGCAGCCCUUCUGGGUCAAAUUGUAUCUUGCCCAGGAGGAUGGUGUUCAAACUCCACUCACAGACUUGAUCGCCGAAGUAUAUAACUUCAGCCAAAAGCCCGAAUUGGAUGGCUCAUCGGUCUGUGGAAAUUGCACAAAGGGACAAAAGUCGGGUGUCAAGUCAACCGCGUAUAUCCCAAUCACCCCCGUUCUCUACAAACUUGUGAGAAGUGGACGAAAACUGCAAUCGUUAACACGCGAGGAGGUUCUAGCGUAUGUUCGAAAGCGAGCAUACUGGCGCCAUGGAAAAGAACUUCCCCGCUAUGAAGUUGAGAAACUGGAAUUGGAGAUCAUUGGCAGUAGCAAUGACACCAAACACUUCGAAAAUCCCGCUAUCCUACCAUCCUUCGAGAACUUCAAACAAGAGCCGACCAUCAGCGGUGGUGCGGAUGGAGCGCUCGAUCCGGAACUGAAACAGCCAAAGAUUGACCCGCCGGCUCCUCGCCCCAAACGACCACGAGCGAAUCUCUCGCUUCAUGGCAGUCUUCGUUUCCAGCAGACCCUCAAGGCCGACAGUGUCAUUCUCCUGGAAUCGUCCAGCAUGGACCCCGUCAAGCCGAGCGAGGGUAUAGACAUGACUCAAAUCUCCAUCACUGAUUCAGAGAAGGAUACCAUCUUCCACAUCUCUAUUCGACGAGGCCAAGGCCAAAUUGUAUUCAAUUCCAAGAUCGGUGGAUCGUGGGGCGAGGAGCAACGCAUCGACAUUGACCGACGAUUCGACAGCGAGGAUGGUGCGACAAUUCUGAUACACGACCAGGGCGAUGGCUUCGAGGUUUCUAUCGAUUGGGUCCACGCAAUUUGGUUUGCUAAACGUGUCAAGGAUAGGACUCCACAAACGAUUUGGUAUGACCUUGGCGACAAAAAUGGCACUUCCAUUUUGUCCGAGGAUCUUGAAGUGCGCACCUAUCCUUCGAUGAAGGCCCUUUUCCUUCAGAAGUAUUCUCACGAGGAGGAAAAUUAA
Penicillium paradoxum is the source of this 2460-nucleotide messenger RNA. RefSeq lists its product as uncharacterized. The transcript is spliced from 10 exons. Gene Ontology annotation, molecular function: oxidoreductase activity; carbohydrate binding. Bases 1 to 2460 code for a protein of 819 amino acids. The record is from RefSeq and is a predicted model, not a curated record. Lineage: Eukaryota; Fungi; Ascomycota; Eurotiomycetes; Eurotiales; Aspergillaceae.